CCCUUUUAUCUACGGUGAUUCUCAUAGAUGCUUUUCUCUCUCAUCUCUCUUUAACCCGACAAAACAGAGAAUGCUUUCUUCUCUCUCUCUAUCUUAAAACAGAGAGAUCAUAGAAGAAGACAAAAUCUUUACCACCAGAUCUUCCUCUUCUUCCUUGUUCUUCUUACAUGUUAUCGCAUCACCACGACUUUCUAGGAACAAAGACUUGGUUUUUUCUUCUUUUUCUCCGAUGAGGUGUAAAAGACACACCGUCGAUCUCACCAGCACCGGCGGCGUAUGCGCUUCUUGUCUCCACGAGCGCCUCCUCUCCCUCGCCGCCUCAAUCGCCGUGGAAGAAAACAACAACCAUCGUCUAUCGCGCAAAUCUAGUAAUCCCCCUCCUCCUCUCCCUCGCUCUGACGCCGGAGGAGGAGGAGGAGAUCUCGGAGUUUCCGGCAAGGAUUUCGAAUCGAAAGGAGGUAGCGUUUCGAGAAUCUCGAAUCCGUUCAGAGCCAGAUCUGAUUCCAAUCCCAAAUCCGAGUCUUCCUCCUCGUCGUCGCGGUCGUGGAUCUCUUCGUUUCUCUCCACCGGUCGCUCCAAGAAGCAACCCGCCAUAGAUGACGUGAUCUCCGGCUGUCGAGGAAUGUCGCCUGCUAGAGAUACGGGAGCAGAGGAUGGCAAUGAGGUACCGUCUGGAUCAAUCGAGGAGACGCCGGGGAGAACGAGGAGAACUCCGGCGGUGAAAACUCCGGGGAGGAGGAAGAUUAUGACGGGGAUGGGUUUCUGUUUGAGCCCGUUGGUGAGGGCGAGACCUAACUGUCCUUUUAAACGGAAAAGUAGAUUUCCGUCGGAGUUUGUCGGAAAUGCCGGAGAAGUGACGGCGGCGGAGAAACCACAUAUAUCUGAAGCGGCGUCGUUUUGCGCGAAUAGAUCGAAGAAGCUAGCGGAUUUAGGUAAAGGCAAUCACCGCCGUUGAAUUUUUGUUGGAGUUUGGUCUGUUUUGAUCACCUGCGACAAGGUUCGUGUGUUUCUCGGCGAUGAAUGGUUUCAUGGUGACUAAGGAGAGAAGACGCUCUAUUGGGUGGCAAGGUGGUUUAAAGGUUGAAGGAUCUCGAAUGUAUGCUGAGCUCGCUACCAAGACACUCAAAGUCCAAGGCCAAGUCAUCAAACCUCAGAUUUGGGACACUGGUGGUCAAGGGAGGAACUUAAAGGAAGAGAUAAGUUCUUUCUAUGGACGCGAACAAGCUGGACAUUUGCUUGAGAGACGCACAUAAGCUUGCUUCCUGAAGAAUGUUCUAGCCCUUAGGCAACAUCUUGGCCUAAGUUCCGACAAAGCUGGCUGUUUCAACAUCUCCUCUCCAAAAUGUUGAUGUAUAUGUUGCAUUGGUGCAGUGUGCACAAUGUCUGUUUCGAUGUUGUCUGUCUUGCUGCAACCGGAAGAGGGCAAAGAAGAGAGUAAUAUGAUCCGGGAGAGCUUCAGGAAUUUUGUUUGGAUUCUUCUAUACAUUCUACACUCAUAUUCAAAUUUAUUUGGGCCUAGUAAUGGGCCUUACAAUAGACCAUUAAUAUAUCAUUUAUGAUUAGAAAA
Messenger RNA from Brassica napus (rape), 1567 nucleotides. RefSeq lists its product as uncharacterized. NCBI's taxonomy places the organism in Eukaryota, Viridiplantae, Streptophyta, Magnoliopsida, Brassicales, Brassicaceae. The record is from RefSeq and is a predicted model, not a curated record. The transcript has 3 exons. Bases 230 to 955 code for a protein of 241 amino acids.